Molecule: messenger RNA, 1491 nt
Organism: Chinchilla lanigera (long-tailed chinchilla)
Lineage: Eukaryota; Metazoa; Chordata; Mammalia; Rodentia; Chinchillidae
Gene: Rom1
Product: retinal outer segment membrane protein 1
Exons: 3
Coding region: 244-1299 (351 amino acids)
Biological process (GO): visual perception
Cellular component (GO): membrane
Source: RefSeq, a predicted model, not a curated record
CGAGGGGGUGUGCAGGCGGCCCCCACGGUGGGGGGACGUCCCCGUGGGGAUGUUCGGACUGCCCUCACGGGGCAGGAGAACGAAGUGUCUCCAGGGCUGUGUGGAGGCUGUCCCAGCGGAGGGAGGGAGCAGGGCGCGCGCCCAGGGUAUUGGGGUCAGAGCCGCAUUAGCCUGCUCGAGCCGAGCCACGCUGACUCAGCCCUGCCCGUCCCUGUCCUGUCCCGUCCGGUCCCGUCCGUCCUGAUGGCGCCUGUGCUGGCCCUGCCGCUGCCCCUCAGGGCCCGUGUGCGCCUGGCACAGGGGCUUUGGCUGUUGUCUUGGCUGCUGGCACUGGCGGGCGGCCUGGUGCUACUGGGCGCCGCGCACCUCCUGGCGCAGCUGCGCACCCUGGGCGCCUUCCUGCCCCCGAGCUGCCACUUCCCAGCAUUGCCCAGGGUUGCGCUGCUGGCGGGCGCUGCGGCUCUGGGAACGGGGCUGGGGGGUGCGGGUGCCAGCCAGGCCAGCCUGGACGCUGCGCGCUUCUCUGCCUGGCGCGCAGCGCUGGGUCCAUUACUGCUGGUGGGUGCGCUAGGCGGUGGGGGGCUGCUGGUGGUCGCCCUGGGGCUGGCCUUGGCACUGCCCUCGGGCCUGGACACAGGGCUGCAGGAGGGGCUGGGGUCUGCCCUAGCCCACUACAAGGACACAGAGGUGCCCGGGCACUGCCACGCUAAGCGGCUGAUGGAUGAGCUGCAGCUCAGGCACCGAUGCUGUGGGCGGCAUGGCUACAAGGACUGGUUUGGGGUCCAGUGGGUCAGCAGCCGCUACCUGGACCCCAGCGACCAGGACGUGGCUGACCGCAUCCAGAGCAAUGUGGAAGGCCUCUACUUGACUGAUGGUGUCCCCUUCUCUUGUUGCAACCCCCACUCACCUCGGCCCUGCCUGCAGAGCCGCCUCUCGGACCCCUAUGCCCACCCGCUCUUCGAUCCUCGGCAGCCCAACCUAAACCUCUGGCCCCAGGGGUGCCACGAGGUGCUGCUGGAUCAUCUACAGGGCCUGGCGGGCACCCUGGGCAGUGUGCUGGUUGUCACCUUCCUGCUACAGGCACUGGUGCUCCUCGGCCUGCGGUACCUGCAGACAGCGCUGGAGGGGCUUGGGGGGGUCAUCGACGGGGAGGGAGACACCCAGGGCUACCUCCUCCCCAGAGGGCUCAAGGACAUGCUGAAGACAGCGUGGCUGCAUGGAGGGGGUGCCACAAGGCCAGCACCUCCCGAGGCGCCCCCAGAAGAGGCCCCUGCCCAGGAAGGCCUGCCUGAGGCCUAGGGGCCAGGGUGGUGGGGGGUGCCACAGAUGUGGGGAACUCAGCUUCUUGCUGGGAGGGCCUGGGUUGAGAAACAGUCCACAAGCUAAACAGGGUCACAACGGGCAUCCUCAUCCACCUCUGUGAACAGGGAAGGUUAGGGAUGACUGGAGGCUGCUUCUGGACAGACUUCAUAAUAAAGCUUUCGGACAGAA